AUGUUUGGCGACAUGUUUGCCAAUUUGAAGCGCAUGCGUGCGCGACAGAUUUUGCUCCAGGUCAUUUCAUUCGGCCUCAUCGUGUCAUCGGCGCUCAUGAUAUGGAAGACUCUCAUGGUUGUGACCGGAAGCGAAAGCCCCAUUGUCGUUGUUCUCAGCGGAAGCAUGGAGCCAGCGUUCCAUCGCGGCGACCUUCUCUUCCUCUACAUGUCCGAGUCUCCCAUUCGGGUGGGCGAGAUCGUGGUCUUCAAGCUGGACGGGCGGGACAUACCAAUCGUCCAUCGAGUACUCAAAGUACACGAACGGCCGGACGGGGAGGUCGAUCUGCUCACGAAGGGUGACAACAACCCGGUGGACGACCGUGGGCUCUACCCGCCUGGCCAGCUGUGGCUCAACGAGCGCCACAUCAUCGGCAGAGCCAAGGGGUUCCUGCCCUACGUCGGGAUGGUGACCAUCGUCAUGAACGACUACCCGUACCUCAAGUUCCUGCUCAUCGGCGUGCUUGGACUCUUCGUCCUGUCCAACCGCGAGUGA
This is a messenger RNA of Acanthamoeba castellanii str. Neff, 534 nucleotides long. Its product is annotated as signal peptidase I, putative. Gene Ontology annotation, cellular component: membrane; signal peptidase complex. The transcript has 4 exons. Gene Ontology annotation, molecular function: serine-type endopeptidase activity. NCBI's taxonomy places the organism in Eukaryota, Discosea, Longamoebia, Acanthamoebidae. The record is from RefSeq and is a predicted model, not a curated record. The coding region runs from base 1 to 534 and encodes 177 amino acids.